AUGGCGGAAUGGAGGGUCACGACGGAUGCAUCCGAGACGGACACCGGAGCCUUUCUCAAGGCUUUGAGAGAACAGGAAGGUAGAUCGGGGGAUGUCGAGGACGCCGGACCGUCUUUGGUAACUUCAAAAGGCGCGGUGAAGGUAAUCUUGCUCGGCGACUCGGCGGUCGGGAAGUCCAAGCUGGUAGAGAGGUUUCUGAUGGACGGGUACCAGCCUCAGCAGCUGUCGACGUUCGCUCUCACGCUCUUCAGAUACGAGUUCAAGCACCCGGACGGCAGGUUGGUGGCUGUGGACUUUUGGGACACAGCCGGGCAGGAACGCUUCAACAAUCUGCACCCUUCUUACUUCUACAAGGCACACGCGUGCGUGCUAGCGUUCGACGUGACCAGGAAGGUGACGUACAAGAACCUGGAUAGGUGGUACCAUGAGCUGAGGGAGUACUGCCCGGGGAUUCCGACGAUUUGCGUGGCGAACAAGAUUGACAUCGACUACAGGGUGACGGAGAGGAGCUUCGCGUUCCCUACGAAGCACAAGCUCCCAUUCUUCUUUGUCUCGGCGUCGGACGGUACGAACGUCGUGAAGGUGUUCCAGCAGGCGAUCAUGAUGGGUUUAGAUCACAAGGAGAAUCCGAGCGACGAUUUUAUGACCAUGGCGCUCGAAUUACUUGGGGAAUGAUGA
Molecule: messenger RNA, 678 nt
Organism: Micromonas commoda
Lineage: Eukaryota; Viridiplantae; Chlorophyta; Mamiellophyceae; Mamiellales; Mamiellaceae
Exons: 3
Coding region: 1-675 (224 amino acids)
Cellular component (GO): endosome; Golgi apparatus
Molecular function (GO): GTPase activity; GTP binding
Source: RefSeq, a predicted model, not a curated record